Messenger RNA from Fusarium keratoplasticum, 1035 nucleotides. RefSeq names its product AB hydrolase-1 domain-containing protein. The record is from RefSeq and is a predicted model, not a curated record. The transcript has a single exon. Lineage: Eukaryota; Fungi; Ascomycota; Sordariomycetes; Hypocreales; Nectriaceae. Bases 1 to 1035 code for a protein of 344 amino acids.
AUGUUCGGAGGCCGACCUGUCGCAGUUGGCGUCAUGGCGCUCGUCAAUGCCAUGGCUGCGACGGCUCAGAACCUAUCGUUUGGAGCCGACAACUUCUACCGCAGCCCAGACGUCCAAAUCCAGCCCAUCACGUUCCCGACCCAGUAUCACACCAGCGUCUCGGCCAACCUCUUCUACCCACGCAACCUAAGCCGCAACGACGAGACCCCCGCCAUCGUCGUCGGACACCCCAUGGGUGCCGUCAAGGAGCAGAGCGCCAACCUCUACGCCACCAAGCUCGCUGAGCAGGGUUUCAUCACCGUCUCCAUUGACCUCCCCCAUUGGGGCGGCAGCGACGGCGAACCUCGCAACGGCGUCUCGCCCGAAUACUACGCAGAGGCAUUCAGCGCCGCCGUCGACUACCUCGGCCUCCAGGACUUUGUCGACCGUGAGCGCAUCGGUGGUGUUGGUAUCUGCGGCAGCGGUUCUUUCAUCAUCAGCGCCGCAAAGAUCGACUCCCGUCUCAAAGCAAUCGCCACUGUUAGCAUGUACGAUAUGGGCGCAGCCUCUCGAAACGGCAUCAGAAAGUCACAGACCCUAGCCCAGCGCAAGCAGAUGAUCGUCGUCGCCGCAGCCCAGCGCUGGAACGAGUCCGAGGGCGCAGAGACCGAGUUGACUGGCGGCACUGCAGAUAGGCGCGAGGACGCUACUGAUGCUAUUCAGCAAGAGUUCUACGACUUCUACCGCACCACUCGCGGUGAAGUUACACCGCCCGGUGCUCUGCCCAAUACCACGACUCACCCAACACUCUCGAGCCAAGUCAAGUUCUUCAACUUCUACCCUUUCAACGACAUCGAAACCAUCUCGCCCCGCCCCCUGCUCUUUAUCAGCGGUGACCAGGCUCACUCGCGCGAGUUUAGCGAAAAUGCCUACGGGCGUGCUGCCGAGCCCAAGGAGCUGAUCUGGGUCCCCGGUGCUGGCCAUGUCGAUCUGUACGAUCGGGUGGAACUUAUUCCCUUCGAUAGACUUACCCGCUUCUUUGAGGACAACUUGUGA